AUGGAUGAGCUUGUGACUUGUUCAGUAGGUUGCCAAAAUAAGCCAAUUGUUGCAUGCGACUGCUCGGAUAAAGAGAUCUUUAUAUGCAAUAAUCAUCUUGUGACACAUGGAGAAUCAGCUGGGAAGCAUCAUUUCACUCGAAUCAUGAAAAAUCCAGAGCUACAAACCAAAAUUACUAUUUCUAAAUUUUUGAAAAGCUUAAAGCUUCAAGUAAAGCAAAAUCGGUCAAAAUUAAUUCAAGAAUCAUCCUUUUUAAUAAAGAAAAUAAAUGAAGCAGCUGAGAAAUCAUUAGGGGAGCUUAUAAGUAUAGAAAAAAGAUUAGACGAGUAUAUACGCUUAUGCGAUACUUUGGAGGAAGUCAAUAAUCUGAACAGCAAGAGCUUUAUUGAAUCAGCAUUAAAAUUAUCUCCUGAAGAUUCUAGAAAAAUAAAAUUACAGGAAGAUAUAAUGAUGAUUAACAACUCUGGUAUAAAAGAAAAAAUAGAAAGUCUAUUCUCUGUUAAAGAAGCUAAACUUUUAUUUGAUAUUGACAACUUUGAAGUCUUGAGGCCUAUAAAAGUAGAGCCAAUCAUAAAAUAUUUUAAAAACAGAGAUCUAUUUGCUGUUGAUGUUGUGUCACAAACCUCAAUUUCACAAAAUAUAAAUAAGAACUGAAAAGGAUGGGAUCCAACUUGCUUGCUAAAUGAUGGCUCUGUGUUUUGUUGCUUCGAUUCAGAAACUUUUAUUAUAACCCCAAAACACUUAAUAAUUCCUUUGGAUUCUUCUCGAUACAGUAACUAUUCUGGACUUAUUGCAAUUGAUGAUUUUGUUUACAUGUUUGGAGGAUCUGGAAACGCUUCAUUUAAAUUUUCGCUUGGAUCAAAACAUUGAAAUACAAUUGCUCAAUAUCCAGUAUCAGGCAACAGAUAUAUUUCUUGUGCUUUUAUUAAUAGUGUGAUAUUAAUUGUAGGUUAUGAAUCUCCAUAUCUAUACGGAUACAAUAUUUCAAAUAAUUCAUAUACAAAUGUUCCAAUUACAUUAAAUAGUAAAACAGGAAAGACUAUUUUAGCAACCAAAAACAAAGCUUAUAUAAUUGACUACAAUAGAUCCUGUUAUGAAAGUGGCUUAAACGAUAUCAAUACAUGAACACCAUUUGGGACUGCAAAUAUGCUUGAAGAAGGUUAUCCUCGCCAUUCUUAUUCAUUGCUAUAUAAAGAUAGCUUUUACUUUAUAACUUGUGGGAAUAAGCUCAUUGAAUUUGAUUUGAAAAAUAAACAAUUAAAGCUUCUCAAAUGGAACUUGCAGGUAUUAUAUUUUCUUUCUGAUUAA
Messenger RNA from Blepharisma stoltei, 1308 nucleotides. Lineage: Eukaryota; Ciliophora; Heterotrichea; Heterotrichida; Blepharismidae. The record is from the annotation of a GenBank genome assembly.